Molecule: messenger RNA, 2554 nt
Organism: Anopheles cruzii
Lineage: Eukaryota; Metazoa; Arthropoda; Insecta; Diptera; Culicidae
Product: gelsolin
Exons: 6
Coding region: 115-2433 (772 amino acids)
Biological process (GO): actin filament severing; barbed-end actin filament capping; actin polymerization or depolymerization
Cellular component (GO): cytoplasm; actin cytoskeleton
Molecular function (GO): actin filament binding; phosphatidylinositol-4,5-bisphosphate binding
Source: RefSeq, a predicted model, not a curated record
UGGCCAGCGGCGAGUUCAAGAUGCUGACCAAUAUAAGCGACUGGCCGACGGUCCGAGGGCACAGAACGUUCGCGGAGUUCCUGCCGAACGCAGUACUUUCUUGAAGCAAACAAAAUGGCCGGCUCGAUCGUACGUCCCUUCCUGUUGGUGGUUCUCUGUGCCCUGGUCUACGGUGCCACGGUGCCGAGUGGACCGGCCGGUAAGAAACUGACCAUACCGGCGUUCAGCAACGCCGGCAAGACGGUGGGCGUCGAAGUGUGGCGUGUGGAAAACUUUCAACCAGUCGCCGUGCCCAAGGGCGAGUAUGGAAAGUUCUAUAACGGCGAUUCGUACAUCGUUCUGAAUACGAAAGAGGACAAGAAGAAGGUUAAAUCCUACGACAUCCACUUCUGGCUUGGUACCAAGACCACGCAGGAUGAGGCAGGUUCGGCGGCGAUCCUGUCCGUGCAGCUCGACGAUCAGCUGAACGGAGUCCCCGUCCAGCACCGUGAGGUGGAGAGCUCCGAGUCGGAUCUGUUCCUCAGCUACUUCAAGGGAACGGUCAAGUACCUGGAAGGUGGCGUCGCCAGUGGCUUCAAGCAUGUCACCACCAACGACCCCGGGGCGAAGCGACUCUUCCACAUCAAGGGCUCGAAAAACAUUCGCGCCCGCCAGGUCGAGCUGGCCGUUUCGGCGAUGAACAAGGGCGAUUGCUUCGUGCUGGAUGCCGGCCGUGACAUCUACGUGUACGUCGGCCCGAAUGCGGGUCGCGUCGAGAAGCUGAAGGCCAUCAGCUUCGCGAACGAUCUGCGCGAUCAGGACCAUGCCGGGCGGUCGAAGGUUCAGAUUGUGGACGAGUUUUCGACGCUCACCGAUCAGGAGCAGUUCUUUACGGUGCUCGGUUCCGGCUCGCCGUCACUCGUGCCGGACGCGGAAACGGCCCCGGCUGACGCGGCGUUCGAGAAAACGGAUGCCGCCCGGGUGCAGCUGUACCGUGUGACGGACGCCAAGGGAAAGCUGGCGGUCGAGCCGAUCAACGAGAAGCCGCUGAAGCAGGAAUCGCUGAAACCGGAAGACUCGUACAUCCUGGACACCGGCAGCGGACUGUACGUGUGGAUCGGCAAGGGCUCGACGCCGCAAGAGAAAACGCAAGCCUUCGCCAAAGCGCAGGAGUUUAUUGGCUCUAAGAAAUACCCGGCGUGGACGGCCGUCGAAAGGAUCGUGCAGAACGCGGAAACGGCACCGUUUAAGCACUACUUCCAGACCUGGCGCAACGCCGGAUCGUCCCAGUCCCGCUUGGUUUACCUGAUCCAAACGGCCCUCGGCAACGGCGACGAAUCGGACGGUGAUGCCGAGUUCGAUGCGGAGGUGCUGCACACGCUCAAGAAGAACGGUGGCCGAGCGCUAGGCUUCAUGCCGGACAACGGUCAGGGUGAGAUGGAAAUCUGGCGCGUCCAGGGCUACGAGCUCGCCGCUGUCGAGCCGUCGUCGUAUGGUAUGUUCUUCGCCGGAGACUCGUACCUCGUGCGCUACGAGUACAGCGAGAAGGGCGGUGGCCGCGGCUACAUCGUCUACUACUGGCAGGGCAAAACAUCGUCGACGAGCGAGAAGGGUGCGUCGGCCAUGCACGCCGUGCGGCUCGAUGACGAGGUGAACGGCAAGGCCAUCCUCGUGCGGGCCUCGCAAGGCAACGAACCGCGACACUUUAUGAAGCUGUUCAAGGGCAAGAUGGUUACCUUCCUCGGUGACUACGAUAAGCAGGAACGGGGCUCCGACACGAGACUGUUCCGUGUGCGGGGAACCUGCGCCGACGAUGUGCGGGCCGAGGAGCUGCUUCCGAGCGCUUCCUCGCUUGCGUCGGACGAUGUGUUUAUCGUGGUAACGCCGGCCACAACGUACCUUUGGCAUGGCGUUGGAGCAUCGGAUUUGGAGAAAGAAAUGGCAUCGGCCGUUGCGGGUUCUAUUGCGCCCGACACGGAAGUCACCAUCACGGACGAAGGAUCCGAACCGGGUGACUUCUGGGAGGCACUCGGAGGAGAAGCCGACUACGAUCGUGAACUCGAUCCGCCCGGGGCACCGUUCCUGUCGGCGAGACUGUUCCACUGCCGCAUCCUGUACAACAAGAAACUGCGCGUCGAAGAAGUUCCGCACUUCGAGCAGGAGGAUCUUAACGUGGACGAUGUGAUGGUACUGGACGGUGGUGAUGAAAUCUACUGCUGGGUCGGCAACGGGGCGACGGAGGAAGAGCGCACCAAAUCGACCGACAUGGCCCGCCAGUACAUCCGUACGGAUCCUUCCGACCGUUCGGAGGAGACGGUCCCAAUCGUCACGUUGAAACAGGGCGCCGAGCCAAGAAGCUUCAAACGACUGUUCCCCAGCUGGGACGAUGCCUUCUGGGAGUCACAAUUGUCAUACGAAGCGUUCAGACAGCAUAUGUUGGACGAAAACCAAUAGGCUGCACGAAACGCAUCAAUCACCACGCAUUCAUCACACACUCUUUGAAGACGAUCUUUUCGUACGAUCGCAUAUUAUUUUCGUUUAUUCCUAUAGCGCACAAGCAAACGAAAUAAAAAUG